GGGAGGAGCGCAGACAGGAGACUCUCUGGCUUGUCUGUCUGUUGGGCACCUGGGACACUGUCAUUGUGCUUCUCGGUAUAGUAUUUUUUUCUCUCCUUCUCUGAACCAGCCGACCGGUCGGGAGUCCUUUUUCCCCCCCUCUCGGUGCCGUAUCAAUUAGGAACUGGGAUUGUUUCUGUGUAAUCUGCUCUGCUCUGGCUGAACCGUUACAGACUGCGAUUGCUUCUUUGGUUUGUUCCUGCCCGCCUCUCGGCGUUCCGAUUCGGACCCUCCCCAAAGUGCAUCUGUUAGUGUGCCGCUGAGGAUAUAUCCUGUGUCCAACAGUACAACAUAGAGCAGCUGGGAUAUCAGACUAUAGAGGCGCGCGCGCGCGAGAGAGAGAGAGAGAGCAGCCGAGUGAGCAACAGAGAGAGGCAGAUACAGAGAGUGCGAGAGAGAUUGAAGCCGAGCAGCGAGGUAAGCUAUAGCGAGACGGCGUAGAUAGAAAAGUGAUCUUCAUAUCCUCCUCCCUUUUUCCUUGUUUUUCCUUUUUCUCCUCUACUACACUCUCCUGUGCCAGCAAUUUGUUCGCAGGACUGCCUGGAACCACUGCCACCUGCUCAUCUUCCUCCUCCUCUUCCUCCUCCACCUCUCUCCUCACGCGUUACUAUCCGACGCCAGCCAGUGAGGGAAAGACAGGGCACGCAGCAGCAGCGUCCCUUUUUUUUCAAACUCUUGUGGGGAAUAUUUUUGAGGAAACCGAAUGAGCAUCCGCCGAGCUCUACUCCAGGAGAUUUAAGUGAAAGGCGUCGUCGGGCAGGAACUACCCCCACAGAGGCGACCCCUCUCCCAGCCACUCUCCGUCAGACGAACCCUGCUUGCUCUCCGGAGGACCAGCAGUGAUUCAACACACCAGUGUGGACGGGGGGAAAACAAGGGACCUACAGUCAGAGAGCCGAGCCCCAGUACUACUACCGCUCGUCCGACCGCCUCCGCGCAACCAUUCCCUGCCACGGCGCUAAGGAUUCCAGCUAUAUGGGCAAGCGAUUGGAACAGCAACCAAUGUACCCUCAGUACACAUACUACUACCCCCACUACCUCCAGACCAAGCAGCCCUAUGCUCCACCCCCUCACCCCAUGGCUCCGCCCAGCCCCAGCCAUAACAGCUGCAGUCAUGGCGGAUCCGAGCAGCUGAGUAAAACUAACCUGUACAUCCGAGGCCUGCCCCCGGGGACCACGGACCAGGAUCUCAUCAAGCUCUGCCAACCAUAUGGGAAAAUAGUGUCAACCAAGGCCAUCCUGGACAAGAACACCAACCAGUGCAAAGGAUAUGGCUUUGUGGACUUUGAUAGCCCGGCUGCAGCACAGAAGGCGGUGUCGUCUCUCAAAGCCACCGGGGUGCAGGCUCAAAUGGCCAAGCAACAGGAGCAGGACCCCACCAACCUGUACAUCUCCAACCUGCCGGUGUCCAUGGAUGAACAGGAGCUGGAGAACAUGCUGAAGCCCUUCGGCCACGUCAUCUCCACGCGGAUACUGCGGGACGCCAACGGGGUCAGCAGAGGGGUCGGCUUCGCCAGGAUGGAGUCCACGGAGAAAUGUGAAGUGGUGAUACAGCAUUUCAAUGGGAAAUACCUGAAAACCCCACCAGGCAUUCCAGCCCCCAACGAGCCUUUGCUGUGCAAAUUUGCAGACGGAGGGCAGAAGAAACGCCAGAGCCAGAGCAAGUACCCACAGAACGGGCGGCCGUGGCACAGGGAAGGCGAGACUGGUAUGCAGUUAACAUACGAUCCUGCUGCUAUGCAGAAUGGGUUCUACACCUCGCCUUACAGUAUCGCCACCAACCGCAUGAUCGCACAGACGUCCAUCACGCCCUUCAUCGCUGCUUCCCCCGUCUCCACAUAUCAGGUCCAGAGUACGUCAUGGAUGCCUCAUCAACAAUACGUUAUGCAACCUACAGGUGCAGUGAUCACCCCAGCCAUGGACCACACCAUGUCCAUGCAGCCUGCCAACAUGAUGGGCCCGCUCUCCCAGCAGAUGAACCAUCUGUCCCUGGGCACUACAGGAAGUUACAUGACUGCUGCGGCUGCCGGGGCGCCUAUGCAAGGGACCUACAUUCCUCAGUACACUCCUGUGCCUCAGACAGCCGUCCCCGUUGAAGGAGUGGUCACGGAUGCUUCUCCUCAGUCGGUGGCCCCCUCAUCGCAGGAUGUGAGUGGGCAGCAGCAGCAGAUCCAGGUGGAUGGCUCCAGUGACCUUGUUACUGCUUACUCAUACCAGUCCAAAUAGCGACCGGUGCGGAGAAUAUUCCUGUGACAGCGUUGCCUUGCAACAGAGGGGUUGGCUGCACUGAGAAUGCGGAGAGAAGAGGGAUUGCUUCCAGAUUGCCCAGGCACCAAAAAAUAGACACUUUUUUUCCAUUUCAUACCUGGAAGAGAGGAGGGGUGGGGGGUGGGGGUGGAGUCGCUGGGCACAGUGCAAAGUGGUGAAAAUGUUUAGUCUGAGAACAUGCCUGGAGGACUGGGCUUGAGCUUGAGUUGUUUCUUCAAGAAAUUUCUCAACUGAAAAAAAAAGUACAAAAAAAAACAAAAACAAAUUGAAAUGUUGAACGCGCAGGUAGGUGAUGAGGUUUAUUUUGUAAUUAGAAAAAGGGGAGUCAAAGUUUGAGAUACACAGAGAUUGUCUUCCUCAGAUAUUAAGCUACGAUUUCUUUUCACUCUUUUUUUUUGGAUUUCUCGUGUAAAAUUUUAGUUUUCUAGAUAUAUUCAAAACAACUGUUUUUCUUUCUUGAAUCUUCAUGGCCUUAAUUUUAAGGGUGUCAGAGGACUUUUUACAGAGAGUUAAGUCUGGCGUCUCGUUGAAAAUAAAAAGCGAACUAAAUCAGUCUCUUAGACCACUGUGAUGGUACAAGAUACUGCCGGAGUUGAGCUAGAGACAUAAAAAAAAGAAGAUCUAUCACAUAAACUGUACAGAUUUAAUAGAGAAGAGUUUUUUUCUUUUCUUCAUUAGAAGAAAACUUUGAUAAAUAAUUAUGUCAGAGGUAACUGAGUGUUAGAGAAAAAACUAAAUGUCUGCCGAGGAAAAGAGGGGGAGGAGAUAAAGCUUUGAAGAGAUUAUUCAGAAUUAGGAGGGGGAAAAAGACACUGCGUUGUAGAAAAGGCAGUCUGUUGCAAAUGCUGAACUUGUUUUUUAUGAUCAUAAUUAUAUAAUUUUAUGGCAAGAUUGCCGUUGAUGACAUUAGCGCUUUUUAUCUGCAACCUUUGACCUUUUUUUAUGAGCUUUCAGAUGUUUUUAGCCCGCUUUGCUUGUCACACUGCAACAACAAAAAAUAAUUAAGAAGAAAAAAAGUCUAAAACAAACACACAAAAAACGGUGGAAAAAAUGCUUGCAGUGAUUAUACUUCGUAGAUAGCCUACAGCAGGAGCUUACGGUUUAAACCAAUCAGAGCAAAAGCAAUAGAAGAAAUUGUUGACAAUUUCUGUAGUCUUUCCUAGUUGUGGAUCAAAUGCAGCCCAAGGAUGGCCAUUUUUAUACCAAAGAUGAAGAGACACUCUGAUCCAGAGUUUUUUAGUUUUUCAGUUUGAUUUUGUUGUUGAUGUUUGUUAUUGUUGAUGUUGUUGCUGUUGUCAUGGUUGUUUUUAAUUUGACCCUGAUGGCCGGACCAGUCUUUACUUUUCAUUCCAUUUCCGAUUUUUCUUUUUUUGUUGUUGGUUUAAGCUACCUUCCAUGGUUGUCGAAACUAUCACGCUGACGUCAAACAGUAUUUGGGCGUGUGAUGCAACUAGUGGCAGUCCGACCUAAUGUCCCUCUCCACCACUUCAAUUGUCUUUCCGUCUCUCAACUGUCGUGCUCCACAACGCUUUCGCCAGCCAUGCGGGCAUUCCACUCGUCAACAAUAGACAAAACACUAUAGGAAGAAUUGUGGAAUGUUGCAGCCUGCUCCUACUUGGUCAUUGAUGCGUCGCCUCUGGCUUUCUUUGGCUCACUGAUUUCUGCCUCUGCGCUGUCUCUUUAUCUCAUUGAAUCAAUGAUAACGGAAUGAAACUGAUUUUAAAAAAUGUAUUCCCUCCCAGGGAGUCUCAUCAAUGUUGCCCUACACCCCCCCUCCUGUUAUACAAACAACAAACACCAAAACUGUAUGUGUUGACGUAAAACAUAUCCUGCUCCCCUAGGCGCUAUGUCCUUAGUAGUGCUGAGUAAUUAACUGAAAUGUAGAUUAAUUUUUCUUUUUUUAAACAACUAAUUGGUGAAAUGAUUUGAAUUCCAUUUUGUUAGUUUUUUCCCCCCUGUGAGCUCAAUGCACACAUUUAUUCUGGAGAUAAAUCAGAUCGAGCCUGAACUGUGUUUUAUUUAUUUUUAUUUUACCUUUAUUUAACCAGGCAGUUCAGAACAAAUUCUUAUUUUCAAUGAUGGCCUAGGAACAGUGGGUUAACUGCCUGUUCAGGGGCAGAACGACAGAUUUGUACCUUGUCAGCUCGGGGGUUUGAACUUGCAACCUUCUGAUUACUAGUCCAACACUCUAACCACUAGGCUACCCUGUGAUGAAAUAGGGAUUGGAAUUUCCAACAGACCAAUAUUCUACAUAGUUAAGCACAUAAAAUGUGGUAGUUAACUACAAUGACCAUAAUCCAUUGCACAUCUACGACUCCAGUCUGUUUCUUUUACGCCUGCUAGGGAAGAGAGAUGAAUGUGCAAUCGUGAGGUGAUGUAGAGAGCAGCUGUUGCUUCGUGAGGUAUCUCUACCUGAAAAUACAUGAUCUAAGUGAUUGAUAGUUGAUAUUCAGCACUCGUAAAAAAUUCUACCAUAUUUAGUUUGAGGAACUACAAAAUAGUGUUUUUGUCAAACAGCAUAGGCAGCAGCUCUAUAGAGACGAGAUGAUGACUUGAAAUGAAACAAUAAAGUCAUCAAAUAAAACAAAUGUAAUAUACACAACUGAAAUAUUUUAUUAUACUAAAGUAAUGUGAAUAAAUUAUGGUUUGAUUCAUUAGGAUCCCCAUUAGCCGACGCAAAUGGCGACAGCUAGUCUAAGUGAGGUCCCGACACAUAAUGAAAAAUACAUUACAGACAAAAAAAAUACUUUACAAUUUACAUGUCAGUACAUACACACAAGUAGGUCACAUGGGUUAAUUAAGCAAUAAGACACGAGGAGGUGUGGUAUAUGGCCAAUAUACCAUGACUAAGGGCUGUUCUUAAUCACGAUGCAACGCGGAGUGCCUGGAUACAGCCCUUAGCUGUGGUACAGUGCGUUCGGGGAAAAAUUCAGACCCCUUGACUUGUAGCAAAUUUUGUUACGUUUUGCCUUAUUCUAAAAUGGAUAAAAUAAAAUAAAAUAUCAUCAAUCUACACACAAUACCCCAUAAUGACAAAGUGAAAACAGGUUUUUAGACAUUUAUGCAAAUGUAUUAAAAAUAAAAAAACAGCGAUAGCUUAUUUACAUAAGUAUUCAGACCUUUUGCUAUGAGACUCGAAAUUAGGCUCAGGUGCAUUCUUCUUCCAUUGAUCAUCCUUUUCUACAACUUGGAGUCCACCUGUGGUAAAUUCAAUUGAUUUGACAUGAUUUGGAAAGGCACACAUAUAUAAGGUCCCACAGCUGACAGUGCAUGUCAGAGCAAAAACCAAGCCAUGAGGUUGAAGGAAUUGUCCGUUGAGUCCCGAGACAGGAUUGUGUCGAGGCACAGAUCUGGGCAAAGGUACCAAAACAUUUCUACAGCAUUGAAGGUCCCCAAGAACACAUUUGCCUCCGUCAUUCUGUCAUGGAAAAAGUUUGGAACCACCAAGACUCUUCUAGAGCUGUUUGCCUGGCCAAACUGAGUAAUUGGGGGAGAAGGGCCUUGGUCAGGAAGGUGACCAUGAACCCAAUGGUCACCCUGACAGAGUUCUAGAGUUCCUCUGCUGAGAUGGUAGAACCUUCCAGAAGGACAACCAUCUCUGCAGCACUCCACCAAUCAGGCCAUUAUGGUAGAGUGACCAGAAGAAGGCUACUCCUCAGUAAAAGCACAUGACAGCACACUUGGAGUUUGCCAAAAGGCACCUAAAGGAAUCUCAGACCAUGAGAAACAAGAUUCUCUGGUCUGAUUAAACCAAGAUUGAACUCUUUGUCCUGAAUGCCAAGCGUCACGUCUGGAGGAAACCAGGUACCAUCCCUAUGGUGAAGCAUGGUGGUGGCAGCAUCAUGCUGUGGGUAUGUUUUACAGCAGCAGGGACUGGGAGACUAGUCAGGAUAGAGGGAAAGAUGAACGGAGCAAAGUACAGAGAGAUCUUUGAUGAAAACCUGCUCCAGAGCGCUCUGAAACUCUGACAGGGGCGAAGGUUCACCUUCCAACAGGACAACAACCCUAAGCACACAGCCAUGACAACCCAGGAAUGGCUUCGGGACAAGUCUCUGAAUGUCCUUGAGUGGCCCAGUCAGAGCCCGGACUUGAACUCAAUCGAACGUCUGUUGAGAGACCCUUAAAAUAUAUGUGCAGAGAUGCUCCCCAUCCAACCUGACAGAGCUUGAGAGGAUCUGCAGAAAAGGAUGGAAGAAACUCCCCAAAUACAGGUGUGCAAAGCUUGUAGCGUCAUUCCCAAGAAGACUCGAGGCUGUAAUCGCUGCCAACGGUGCUUCAACAAAGUACUGAGUAAAGGGUCCGAAUACUUAUGUAAAUGUGAUAUUUCAGUUUGUUGUAUUUUUAUUAAUUUGCUAACAUUUCUAAAAACCAGUUUUUGCUUUGUCAUUACGGGGUAAUGUGUGAAGAUUGAUGAGGGGGGGACGGUUUAAUCCAUUUUAGAAUAAGGCUGUAACGUAACAAAAUGUGGAAAAGGUCAAGGGGUCUGAAUACUUCGUGAAUGCACUGUACAUUGGCCAUUUUCCAAAACAAACCCGAGGUGCCUUAUUGCCAUUAUAAACUGGUAACCAACAUAAUUAGAGCAGUAAAAACAAAGGUUUUGUCAUGUGAUUUACGGUCUGAUAUACCACAGCUGUCAGCCAAUCAGCAUUCAGGGGUUGAACCACCCAGUUUAUAAUAAGUGAUAAGCAGUAAUGGGCAGUCAUUAUCAUCAUUGGACUUUUAAUAAUUGUAUUAUUCUGUGUUACAGCAUUCAACCCACAUAAUUCAGAGUGAUUUUAAUCUAAAACAAAAAUAUAGAGAGAAAUUGUACACUGUGAUUUUAGUCCUUUUUAUAAUCGACCCUAAACCAAACCAAUCUCAAAAAGCACUAAUCGCUCAGCACUAUUAAGACAGGAACUAAAUUCACGACUAGCGUUGACACGUUAGCAUCUGGUGUGCUUCUUUGUUUAACAUAUGAAUGUUGAACAUACCGAACCAACAUAUGGAAGCAUACCGUAGUGUUAUCGGCUUUAGCAAACGUUAUCUCUCUUCAAGAUCCAUCCGAUAAUGAACCCUAUUAGAGUCCAUUUUUAUGGGCUGGAUAAACACUACUGUACUCUGACCUAAUGGGUUCUUUUCUAGCCAGAAUAGUAGACUACAACAUGUUGACGGUAACCUUUCAACCAAGCCUAAAAAGCCUCUGUUGUCAGCCAAUUAGCCUCUUUAGCCUGUAAACGUCUCUGCCUCACCUCUUUCAGCCUCCCAUCAAUACCAUAUCCAUUGCCAUUAGAGAUUUUUUUUCGAUGACUUCAUCUCCGAAGAUUGUCCCAUAAUAAAUGGGCUUGUGUCUGGGAUGGCAGGCAGGCUAUUUCCAUUAAAGUGCCCUGUUCUGGAGCACUGUGUGUCUCUGUCCCCAUUACGGUACCCUGUUGGAGUGGCUGAGUGUCUGGCUGUGUCUGAAAUGGCAUCCUAUUCCAUAUAUAGUGCACUACAUUUGACCAGGUCACAAAGGGCUCUGGUCAAAAGUAGUGCACUAUAUAAGGAAUAGGGUGCCAUUCCUGAUGCAAGCCUCUGUGUCCCUGUAUGCCUGCCCGCUGUGGUGUUAGAGUCCUGAAAAGCCUCCUGUUUUUCAGUGCUCUUUGUGUACCGCUGGCACCACUAAUGUGACUAGGCUUCACUCUCUCCUCUCCUCUCUCUCCCUGUGAGGUUUUCCCUCUUUAUUGGACAGCGCAGGACCUGAAACCCCAAACCAAUUUUAGUCACAUUCUCAAUGAGUCUUGACGGGGCCCAAUUUGUCUCCCCUUAGGGCAUUGGGAUCCACUCCAGUGUCUCUGAAAGCCCCUUUCAAGAAAAGAAAGUUUUUUUUUUUGUUGUUGUGUGUUCUUUUUCGUUCACAAUUGCGCAUAUUGAGAUCCAGCAGUUCGUGUGACUCAAAGGCAGGCUGUGCAUUGCAUUCUGGGAAAGAUGGCAGUGACGUCAUAGGUCGGCUAUGACAUCACACAUAGCAAUGUCUGUAACAAUGUCAUUGUUUAUCGAGUGCCUUUUAACGAAGCUUCCAAAUGAUUCCAAUAUCUGCAGGAUAGAAAAAAAGCACAUGGAAAAGCUAUCUUAUAUAAGGGAACCGUUGAUUUUUUUAACGGGUUGUGCUAAUGAAAAUACUAGAAAUGUACAACCUACUCUAAGGUGCUGCAGUGGAAGCUGUCUUGGGCACGUUGCCUGCUUUGUGUCCAUUGGACUGUGAUGUACUGGCCAUUCUUGAUCAUUUGAUCAACAUGAGUUUACUACAAUUGCUCUUCCCUAUUGGGUUGUGCUUUUAAAAACCAAGUGAAAACAGGCACAGAGUGAACUACAUCGUCCACAUAGUGAGCUGGCAUCACGGCCGCCAUAUUGUUCUUGUCAGAAACACAGGCAAUAAAACCAGAGAAAAUAUAACCACUCAACCUUUUGUUGUCCCAUAAAACGUUCACCCCUCAUGUCUUCCAUCCAAUGACCGGUCAGUGAUCAAAUGUUACUGUGCCAAUCUACCAACACUGGAGCUACUCAGCUGCUCACUGUCCCACACAUUUCUCCCUUUCCUCUUUACACUCAUCCUGUCACUUCCCCUCAUCCUCUGCUUUCCGAUUACAGAGAACUUUUGAUUACAAGAUAAUCGCUAAGUGUAGGCUAUAUACGCGCCAAAAUCACCCACUUUUUUUAAUUGCGACAGACCAACAAAUCCGAAACGGCUCGACCUGUUCACACCACUGACAACAACCAUUCAUAUUUCUUGCACAUCGCUCUGGGUAAUAACAUUAUUUUCGCUGUGUUAUUUUUUUUUCCCCUCUCCUGCCACGCGUGAGCAGGCUAGCUGCUACAGUAUUGAGGUGUCCAGAACUUAAGCUAGACCUUCGGGUCGAGGUCGCUGUUUGCUCCUCAACCUCUAUGGUGUUCAAACUCUAACCGCAGCCAGGUUCUCUGCAUCAUAAACCCCUCUUACAGCUGCUACUUUAAGAGACAGAAUAAAAGAGGAAACCUUUGAUUAACUGUAGGAAUCUGACCGCAAUCACCUUUGAUUACAAAGCUCAGUGCUCUACAAAUAUUGUUACCUUCUACGAUUCAAUAGUAAAUGACUGAAAAGGAAAUAGGUUUACAAAUAGAGCUCACAAAGAAUCGCACAACCGAACCGCGUGGGCUCCGAAUUGCUGCUUGAGAUUCAAGAAAGACAAAACGUUGAAGUGACUAGAGGUUUGCCUCGAUUGGGUAAGAGAAAUAUCCUUGUGAAUCUUUCAUCGCCCGUCAAUGAGGUCAUUGCAUAAUUGAAAUGGCAUUAUCAUGGCUGACUCGACUUCUGUCUUAUUCUACACUAGUUGUAGCACAAUGGCAAACUUGGCCUGGUAAAAUGCCACUACGUUUUGGCGGGCUACAGUUAAGGAAUCUAUUUUGGUGGAGGAUAGCUCCGAUAGCUAGCUAGCCUAUGUCUCAGCACAAGCCACAGCCAGAUAGGGUCAUUAGCUCCUGUUGCCAGGCAGAAGUUGUCAAAGCGCAGAGUGUUGAGCAGCUCCACCUCAUGCAGCACUGUGAGAGAGACUCAGUUUAGUCCGUCUGUCCAUUCAUUGCAGGUCUGUAACCAGCUGGACCUCACACUCGCACUGAGGGGAGAAAGUUACUGAUUGGAAGCAUGCUCUACCACAACCGCAGACAGACAGACACACACACACACACACACACACACACACACACACACAGAGUGUGC
This is a messenger RNA of Oncorhynchus masou masou (cherry salmon), 10018 nucleotides long. RefSeq names its product RNA-binding motif, single-stranded-interacting protein 3-like. Gene Ontology annotation, cellular component: ribonucleoprotein complex. Gene Ontology annotation, molecular function: mRNA binding. The record is from RefSeq and is a predicted model, not a curated record. Lineage: Eukaryota; Metazoa; Chordata; Actinopteri; Salmoniformes; Salmonidae. The coding region runs from base 1015 to 2265 and encodes 416 amino acids. The transcript is spliced from 14 exons.